Morone saxatilis (striped sea-bass) is the source of this 5735-nucleotide messenger RNA. It is a transcript of the gene nr2c2, whose product is annotated as nuclear receptor subfamily 2, group C, member 2. The record is from RefSeq and is a predicted model, not a curated record. Gene Ontology annotation, molecular function: zinc ion binding; nuclear receptor activity; RNA polymerase II cis-regulatory region sequence-specific DNA binding. The coding region runs from base 1490 to 3385 and encodes 631 amino acids. NCBI's taxonomy places the organism in Eukaryota, Metazoa, Chordata, Actinopteri, Moronidae. Gene Ontology annotation, biological process: anatomical structure development; positive regulation of transcription by RNA polymerase II; positive regulation of embryonic development. The transcript has 15 exons.
AAAACCGCACAAAGCUCUCCGAGAUACUGGAUGAUAAAAAAAAAAAAAAAAAAAAAAGAGCGCAGCUACUCUCCCAGCUAGCUUGUUAGCCUGCCGAUGCGGAGCUCCCGUCCUGCCCGACUCUGUCUGCUCGGGGUCUGGGCAAAGGGACGCGAACCGCUGGGCUCAAAGUCUGAUAUGCUUUACAGACAGUUAAACUAAUUAUUAAUAGGUGACACCGCUAUUGUAACCUGAACCAAUCCCUGCAUGUUACACCGACAAGUCCAAGCGGAGAGACGGGUACAGUCGGCUCUUCAUGCUGCGUUUACUUGUAGCUCUCUUAUAUUAGCGUGAACAGCUAACAGUGGAAAGCUGUAGUUGCUUGCAGAUGAACUCGACCCUUUUACCUUUGCCGUCCCGGGGACAGUCGUGGGUUGAAAUUACUAUGAGUGUGACAUUAUUCACCAAAGCUGCAUUUAUUUAUUUUACAUUUAUUACAAGCACAUCGACAUGAGGGUACACUCUGCUGUCUGGAAAGGAAAUUGCUCCAAUAUAUUUAUCAUUAGGAUUCGUAUCCUGUGUUAUUGGCUGACUGCCAGAUUCGCCAUUUUGUUCUGUGUUUUGAUGCGUCUCUGGAAGGAGGUGCUGAUUGGCAUUCAGUUUGUCCAAUUGGUCAACAAUAUGAAGCAUUAUGCUCCUCCCUUUGGUCGCUGAGAAUGUGGAGCUGCUGCAGGCACAUAAAUCAGGUUUCACAUCAGCUGUCACACUGUAUUCUUUAUUAAAAUCCCCAAAUCAACAAAGACACAGGUGUACAUGCUGCCACUUCAUUCUUCUAAGGAGUGUGUGUGUCACUCACAAUUAAAAUAUAGAUUUUCAAAUACAAUAGUGGGAGGGGGUGUACCAUUAGGUGUAUUACAUUUCAGUUGCAUAGAAAGGAUAUUUGUGGAUAGAUAGAGUACUUAAUUACAGUGUUUCUCUGCUAAUUUAACUUUGCCUAGUGCUUGAAAUGUGUUUAUAUAACUUUUAAUGAUUUCUCCUCUUUGCUUUUUUGCACAACUAUCACCGGGUUUGCAAAAAAGAGUUUCCUGCUCGCAAAAUAUAAUAUUUUUUACGUGGUGUCCACUCAUUCUGAGUGUGAAUAUAUGAGGGAUACACAACUUUUUGACUCUAUAUUCAGUAUGAACUCAUGUACAUUUAAAAAAUAAAGACAAGUGUAGGAAAAGCAGCUGUGGUCUCGGGAUGUGCAAGAGGUGGUCGAUUUAUAUGGAGGGACAGUAGUCGUCCACAGUGUCGCAGUGUCAUAUUGGACGCUGUGAGGUUCAGACCGUAGUGUAAUCUGGUUAUCAACGGUCUCUCAAAUCUCAUGUCCAGGUCACGCUCAGAGGUCAUGGAUUUGGCUUGUGCUGACAUCACUGCAGUCAUGCCAAGGCUGGAUUUGUCAGACAAAACGUUUACCUAAGGUGUCUGAACAGGAUGCAUAUUACAACCUCACUAAUGACCUCACAUCAUCAUGACGACCAACCUCAAUCUGCUCUCUCAGCAGAAAGUGGACUCUGAGCACGAGGCAGAGGUGUCAUCCUCUCCUUCAGACUCAGUGAUGAGUGAGUCUCCACAGCGCUUUCAGGUCAUCUCCGCUGAGCCUGCCACAACACCACAGCGAAUACAGAUUGUAACAGACCAGCAGACGGGUCAGAAGAUCCAGAUAGUGACAGCGAUGAAGCCAUCCAGUGCUCCUAAACAGCAGUUCAUUCUGACUACAGCAGACAGCUCAGGGGCAGGCAAGGUUAUCCUAGCCUCACCAGACAGCCACAACACUAAGCAGCUCAUCUUCACUGCUGCAGACAGCCUGAUGCCAGGAAGGAUACAGAUAGUCACAGAUCCGGUGUCAAUGGAACGGUUGUUAGGGCAGUCAGGGGACUUGAGCCGACCGCAGCCGGUGGAGUACUGUGUGGUGUGUGGGGACAAAGCUUCAGGGCGUCACUACGGAGCGGUCAGUUGUGAGGGAUGUAAAGGCUUUUUCAAGCGCAGCGUGAGGAAGAACCUGACUUACAGCUGCCGCAGUAAACAGGACUGCGUGAUCAACAAACACCACCGCAAUCGCUGCCAGUUCUGUCGGUUGAGGAAAUGCCUUAAAAUGGGGAUGAAGACUGAGUCUGUCCAGAGCGAGAGAAAGCCCAUUGAUGUAGUGCCCAGAGAGAAGCAUGCAAACUGUGCUGCCUCCACCCAAAAGAUCUACAUUCGCAAAGACCUAAACAGUCCACUCAUCGCCACGCCAACCUUUAUCUCCGAUACAGAGACAGACGGCUCCAGAUCCAGCCUGCUGGACCAGGGGAUGCUGGUUAAUAUCCAACAGCCGGUCAUCCAGAGUGAUGGAACUUUGCUGCUGGCCACUGACUCAAAGAUGGACUCUGGGCAAGGGGACUUAGGGACACUAGCCAACGUGGUGACAUCACUGGCCAACCUGAGUGACUCACUAAAAGAGAAUCUAAACAAUGGUGAUACCUCGGACAGCCAACAUGAAGAGCAAUCUGCCAGCGAGAUAACACGUGCCUUUGACACCCUGGCCAAGGUUUUCAACCCACCUGAAGUAGGGAUCGGACAGAGACUGGCAGAUAAGUUGCAGUGUGUUGGUGGGACAACCAUCCAGCUGAUUGGUCGAGACCAGGAGACCCCCAUCAUUGAGGUGGAAGGACCACUGCUCACAGACAGCCAUGUUGGCUUUAAGCUGACCAUGCCCAGCCCCAUGCCUGAGUAUCUAAAUGUACACUACAUCUGUGAGUCAGCAUCCAGACUUCUCUUUCUCUCCAUGCACUGGGCACGCUCCAUCCCUGCCUUCUCAGCUCUUGGUCAGGAGGCGAACACCAGUUUGGUGCGAGCCUGCUGGAAUGAGCUGUUUACUCUGGGUCUUGCUCAGUGCGCUCAUGUAAUGAACCUGUCAACCAUCCUCGCCGCCAUCAUCAACCACCUUCAAAGCAGCAUCCAGGACGACAAGCUAUCGGGGGAGAGGGUGAAGCAGGUGAUGGAGCAUAUUUGGAAGUUCCAGGAGUUCUGUAACAGCAUGACGAGGUUGGAGACUGACAGCUACGAAUAUGCCUACCUGAAGGCUAUAGUGUUGUUCAGCCCCGAUCACCCGGGUGUGGACGGCAGCGGGCAGAUUGAGAAGUUCCAGGAGAAAGCAUUAAUGGAGCUGCAGGACUACGUGCAGAAAACCUACCCAGAGGACACUUACAGGUUGACCCGUAUCCUGACUCGUCUCCCAGCCCUGCGCCUCAUGAACUCCAGCAUCACAGAGGAGCUCUUCUUCACUGGCUUGAUAGGUAACGUCUCUAUUGACAGCAUCAUUCCCUACAUACUCAAGAUGGAGACGGCUGAGUAUAACAGCCAGGACUCUGACCCUACAGAAUGACACCCCAUCACUCCAGCACCCAGAACUGUCGAAUUAAAGAUUAAUGAGUCUCCACUUCAGGUACUCUCUGUCUCUUGAGGUUUACUGUUGAACCCCAGUCCAAACUCCUGCAGCAACUCCCUGUUUUCUAAUGAUGCAUGGUGCAAAGUCAUUCAGGAAUCCUUGGUAGAUCGAGAUAAUUUAUCAUUGGAAAGCCAGGAUGAACAUUUGAAUGUUUUCUGGCUCUGAUGCAGUGUGGUAAUCUUGAGUUUCCGGCCUAAACUCAGUCACUUUGAACUGAAGGAAAAAUGAAUCCUCUGCAGCUGCAACAGUGCUCAUCUCCUUUAAUGUCUUUAUAGCACUUCAAGCUGAUGACAUGUGAACUUUACCUUCUGAGCGAAGCCUUUUAUAUAGUUUUAGCCUUACCAUGCUCUCAUGUUGGUCACAUAGCACUAGCAAUUGUUGCAGAUAUCAGAUGAGCUAUAUUAACAAGACCAGUCUGUAAUCUAAAAAUCACAAACUUACAUGUGGAAGUGGAAUUUCACCUAUUUAUUAAAAAGUCUAAUCUUAAGACUCUUAUACAUCUGAGUACUUACCUGAAAAGUGUACUUCGAAGCUGUAAAGUAAUGGUUUGUGUUGGCAUUUGGGAACAUUGGCACUGUGUAAUCUGGUAUUUUUAUUGACCUUUUAGAUCUGUUUAUUGAGAAUUCAGGCUUUUACAAAGUAUGACUUUUCUGAAUGUCAUAUAACAUGGAUUUAAAACGUGGUUUAUAAUAAUUUUUCUCUUUUUAACCUUUAAACUGACACAAUUGCCUAGAAGGUGCGAGACAUUAGCGUACAGUUCUUUACAUCAAAUAACUUCAAAUAAUUGUUGGAAUGGGAACUUCAAUCAGGUACAAGAACUAACUUAAACCUCAAUUAAUCCUUAAUGUGUAUUGAUAUGGACUGCCUAUCAUAGCAUUACCACACAGUGCAUUCUCUGAUCAUUAUAACAACCAACUUCUCUUGUUCACUUUUAACUCACAUUCACAAGGUCUUGUAAGCCAAAUUAGCCAUUUAAAUUGACAAUAUGUCUUUUCUUUUGUACUGAAUGACAUCUCAGAGAUUUUAGGGUUUGGGGUUUUUUUUAUGUUUAGGUACAGUUAUUUCUGGGUCAUCAUAAAUAUGUUGCUAAUAUAACCUGUGCAAUCACCUCAUCACUUUUCCCUUUAUGACAAUCAAUUAUAUGUUAUUUCUUUCUGUCACAUCAGUGUCAUUAUUGUUCUCAAUCUGCAUUUUGUAUGUGUAUUUAUCAAUGGCAUUUUGUUUUCUUUUAAGGAAUUAGAUUAAGAUUUUGGGUUCAUAAAUGUUACUUAUGUGUAGCUAUGCUACUGUUUUUGUACUUGUGUUUGCAUUUGUACUCUGCUAAGUGCACAUCAAUCAGCUUCUGUGGCGUUCCACUGUGUUCAUGCUGACUAAAACUUUGUGUUUUAUAUGUUUUCUAAAAACUUUAAUUUGUUGUGAACAAAUUUGCUUGUUGCAUACUAAGUGUACUUAAAGUACUUUUGGGCAGGUUUCCCUGAUUUAAAAAAAUAAACUAGACUUUCUGGGAAGCCAGUCUCAAGUGCAUUGAUGUCUUGAAGACCCUAUUGAGAUGUGCAUCGGCUUACCCACUUAUAUAACGGUUCAGAAUAAGCAUCCACAGCAACAUGAAUGGUAAUGGGGAUUUAAAGAAGUAAACAGAAUUAUGUCUUGUGAAUAAAUGUCAAUUGUAAUAUUUGGGUUUAAAACCCAUACAGACUGUUUGUAAAGGCACUGUCGUGAAAUGACCUUUGUACAUGUAAUUUCAUAAAAAUGAGUGCAUGUUGUUUUUAAGCUGGGUUUUAUAAUCUUGUCGCUGUCUGUUCUGAUAAGGAGCAUUGUUAUCAUUUUUAUAGUGCAUUGCAGUGCAUGAUGAAGUUGCUUAAGUGCAUUUUAUUAAAUGCUGUAUGAAAAAUGUUAAUUUAAAUGUUGUGGCUUUAAAAUAUUUACCAUGAGCAGCUCUCACAUUAGAGGAUAUUAAAUAAGAAAAGUUUUUUUUUUAUCUCAGCUUUGUGGAUUGAGUAUCCUAUGGUUCAAAUUUUAUACUAUGUAAAUGUAAUUUGUUUUUCUGCUCAUGUAAAAUGUAUUUCUUCAAACAUUGAGAUCGAGAAAUUCAAACAACAUUCAUGUUUUGCUCAAGUUUGUCACAACCCUACAUUUCUACCUCACACCGAUGACAAUAUAAAACAAAUGUAUUAACGACUGAGCUCCUGUAUCAGCAUUCCAGUCUCUGAGGCUGGCUUCUCUGAAGCCACACAUUAUAAAAGAAAUAAACAAUUAAUUAUGAAAUAUGACAUGACUGAGUCUGUUC